This is a messenger RNA of Aspergillus fumigatus Af293, 4443 nucleotides long. The record is from RefSeq and is a predicted model, not a curated record. NCBI's taxonomy places the organism in Eukaryota, Fungi, Ascomycota, Eurotiomycetes, Eurotiales, Aspergillaceae.
AUGUUGUUACAAGACGUUCAUCACCGCGAGCAACUAGACGACGAUGUCGAGAACGCUUUCUCGAAGAUUAACGGAACUGCGCGACAAGCUUCGCCAUUUGCCGACGAGCCCAGCAUCGACGUUCCUUCGACACAUCUGCCCGUCGUGACCCCAAGAUCCAAAACGGCCAACGACCGCACCGGACUGGCCAAAUCCCUCCCUUACGCAUCCCUUGGUGCGUCGAGAUCGACCAUCGACGAGCAGGAUGUGCUCAUCCAGACCUGGGCGAUCCUGCUGCACCAGUAUGCGGUCUCUGAUACAGUCGCCUUUGCAAUCAUCGGGAAAUCUGACCCGUCGGGGUACUCAGGCAGGCGAGCCUCCACCCAGGUUGUGUGCUUGCCCCAUCUCUUCCUCGACUCGGCGCGAGCUACUCCUCACGCGCCUGCUGUGCACGGCUGGGAUGGACGUCUCACCUACGCGGAGCUAGACCAGCUUUCCAACAGCGUUGCGAGGCAGCUCCUGCGGCGCGGUGUGCGCAAGGGCCAAUUCGUCCCAUUCUCGUUUGAGAAAAGCAUCUGGAUGGUGGUCGCGAUCAUCGGAAUUCUCAGGGCGGGGGGAGUGGUCGCCUCGAUUGAUCCUUCGCAGCCUCAGUCUCGGGCCCGGGAGAUUAUCCAGGAGACAGGUGCAACGGUGAUUGUAGCCUCCACUGCUCAAGCGUCGGUCUUUGCCGGGUUGGUCGAUACCGUUGUUCCCAUCGCGGAUGAUACCGUGCACCCCGCGGCGAAUGACACCGGACUACACCCCUCGUUGCCUCCAGUGCACCCCGAGGACCCUGCCGUGGUCAUCUUCACGUCGGGAUCGACCGGCAAGCCCAAGGGAAUCGUCAUCCAGCAUGGCGCGGUGACUACCCGAAUGGUGGCAGAGGGCCGCGCUUUUCAGUACCAUGGUGCGAGAACCUUGCAGUUCGCUGCCUCCACAUGGGACAUCUUCAUGACGGAUAUCUUCACCACGCUGGCGUUCAACGGCUGCGUUUGCAUUCCGAGUGAAGAAGACCGCCGGUUCAACCUUGCCAGAUUCUGCGCCGAAUAUGACGUGUCCCUGGCGCUGAUCACCCCGUCGCUGGCAAACCUCCUGGAACCGACUGGAUUCCCAACCCUCAAGACACUAAUAUUCGGCGGGGAAGCACUCAAAGAGGAGGUGACCCGAAAAUGGGAAGCGGUUGACGGCAUCUCGCUGCAUCAGGGUUACGGGCCCGCAGAGACCGGGCCGUGUGUCGCGGGGCGUUUGGCCGAACGACCAGAGAUUCUGGGCUAUGCGCUCGAUAAUUCCGUCUGCGUCCUCGUUGAUCCCAGUAACCCCAACCGACUGGUCCCGCUGGGAGCCGUCGGUGAGCUCGUCGUCGGAGGGCCCAGCUUGCUUCGAGAAUACAUCAAUGACCCCCGCAAGACUGAGGCCGCUGUGAUUGAGAACCCUCCUUGGGCACUCGACUUAAUGACUCCUGUGCGGCGGUUUUAUCGCACGGGUGACCUGCUCCGAUACAGUGUCGACACCCUGGAUGGUCGGUUGGAAUUCGUUGGUCGCACGGACGAUCAAGUCAAGUAUCACGGUCAGCGCAUCGAACUCGGAGAGAUCGAGCACCACUUGAGCCGACUCCCCGGUGUCGAAGCAUGCGUCGUUGUCCUUGCCAAAGCCGGUUUCUUCAAAGACAGACUGGUAGCGGUUGUGCAAGCCGGCAAGUCCAGUGGCGGCAGCAGCUACGGCACACAGCUCUCCUUGCGAUCUGAUCCGAACAUCACGAUCACUCAUAUGAGACGCUUCUUGUCUUCACGACUGCCAGAAUUCAUGAUCCCCAAUGAAUUGCUGGUGGUCCAGGAACUGCCACACAACAACUCCAUGAAACUUGACCGGGGUCGCGUCGCCAAGUGGGUUGCGGACAUGCAGAGCCAACCUUCCGAGGCAGUGCCCAAGCCGCACACUCGGGGCAACGAAUUGCUGGCUCAUGAAUCGACGGCGAGGACGAUUGCUCGGGAGUACGCCAGGAUUGUCGCGGGCGACAGCGUUGCUCGUCGCCGCGAGUACGAGGACCGCGAUUUCAACCUGCAGGAGGGCGGCAUUGACUCGAUCCAGAUCAUGUCCCUGUCGAUGUUCCUUACCGAACACUUUGGAUUCCAAGUCCCCAUGGCUGAUAUUCUCAGCUCGCGGGCCACCGUCCGAUCAAUUGCCUCCUUGAUUGAUGCGAACUCGAGUCCAGGUCGGGGACAGCCGCUGAAUACGCAGGAGACAGCCCGCCUUCCGCUCAGAUCCAAUGGGCCGGCCCCCAGCCAACAGGCUCUGGAAAGAAAUGGCAGCCGAGUCUUCCUUACGGGAGCGUCUGGCUUCCUUGGCAUUGAGAUCCUACGACAAUUGCUGGCGCGACCAAAAACGCACGUCUACGCCUUGGUCCGGGGAUCGUCGGAGAGCCAGGCUCGAGAACGUCUCGUGCAAAAGGCCAUCUCGGCGGGCUGGUGGCAGGAUGCGUAUCGCACCAGACUCCACGUUUGGCACGGUGAUCUAACACAACCGCAGCUUGGGUUAAGUCAGCUUCAAUGGCAAAUGCUGCAGGGCAAAGCAUCUCCGAGUAUCGACGCGAUCAUCCACAACGGCGCCAAGGUGCACUACAGUCAGGACUACGAGACAUUGAAGAAAACGAAUGUCUCUCCCACGGUCGAGCUGCUGAAAGCAGUCCAUGACCGCGAAGAGCCCCUGCACAGCUUUGUUUUUGUCUCGGGCGGGCAGCAGCUUAGCUUCGACGACCGCGAGGACGAGAAGAAUGCGGCCAAGUCGCUGAAAGGAUCCGGCUAUGCACGAUCCAAGGCCGUGUCCGAACAGAUUGUCCGUCGAUUCGCCAAUCAAAAGGGCUCCAAGGCUCGGCAUGUACGCAUCGUCAAACCGGGGUUCAUCAUCGGCGACGCUGAGCGAGGCCUUGCGAAUCAAUCCGACUUUAUCUGGAGACUGAUCGCUGCGUGUGUGGAACUGGGUUUCUACAACGGGGACGAAGCAGACAGCUGGCUCUUUAUCUCGGACAUCACCCGCGUCGCGCAAGUGAUUCUGCACAGCGUGUUCGAGGACGACUCUCAACCCGUCACGAAGGUGCUGGAUGGCCUGAGAUUCAAAACUCUGUGGGCCCUUCUCCAAGACAAGUUCGGAUUUGAGCUCCAACCCCUCUCGCGGCGAGAAUGGCUGGCACGCCUCAAACACUCCGUGGCCACCAAGAAGGAAAAACAUGUCCUCCUGCGAGAGCAGUUUCCCGCGCUGCACCACGGCGUCGUACCUUUCAACAAUGCUGCCGGAACGGUGGUGCAUCGGGAGGCUGCGGAGAGCACACACCGAUACAUGACCUCCUUCCCGUAUGAGCUGGGUCGUGAUGAUCCGGCGAGUGCCGCGAAGACGCAACGACUUCAAGAUCGAUUCGCCGAGCUCGCAGCAUUCAUGAAUGCCGACCCGGAUGAAAUAGCGUUCGGCCAAUCGACUACCUUCCUGCUUCGCUCUCUCGGCCAGGCACUCAAGCCAUUGCUCAAUUCGGAUUGUGAGAUCAUCGUCUCCAUUCUGUGUCACGAAGGCAGUGCGGCGGCUUGGGUGGCCCUCGCCAAGGAUUUGGGCAUCGCCAUCAAAUGGUGGGCCCCACCCCCCGGCGACGAUCCGGUCCUGUCACUCGACACAUUGCGGCCGCUGUUGACGCCAAAGACCCGGCUGGUAGCCUGCAACCACGUGUCCAACGUGGUGGGCACCAUCCAUCCCAUCCGCCAAGUGGCGGACCUGGUCCAUCGGAUUCCGGGGGCGGUCCUCGUCGUGGACGGAGUGGCAUGGGCCCCGCACCGCCCCAUUGACGUCAAGGCGCUGGACGUGGACUUCUACUGCUUCAGCUGGUACAAGGUCUUUGGACCCCAUGUUGCACAGCUGUACGGCCGGCGGAGCGCUCAGAAGCGCGCUCUGGCGGGCAUCAGCCACUUCUUCCUCAGCGAGAUGCCGGGCCUGGACUGGCGGUUGCGUCUCGGGGCCAAUUCCUUCGAGCUGGAGGAGGCCCUGGUGCCGAUUACCCGGUACCUGAAACGGGUGGGCUGGGACAACAUCAUUGCCCAGGAGACGGUGCUCCAGGAUGUGUUCUUGGCGUAUCUCCGGCGCCGGCCUCGGGUGUUUCGCAUCUUCGGCGAGCAGUCCUCGGACCCAGCGAAGCGCGUGCCGGUGAUCACCUUUGAGGUGAUCGGUCACUCGUCGACGGUGGUGGCUAACAAGGUCAAUCAGCGGGGGCGGUUCCGCGUGGUGUCUGGAAACUGCUGGGCUCCAAGACCAACGCAUGAUGUGCUGGGCCUGGGCGCCGACGGUCUCAUCCGGGUUAGUUUUGUGCAUUACAACACUGUUGCGGAAGUGCAGGAGUUUUGCACGGAGCUGGACUCGGUCCUGGAGACGUUGAACGCGGGCAUCUAG